Molecule: messenger RNA, 1566 nt
Organism: Trichobilharzia regenti
Lineage: Eukaryota; Metazoa; Platyhelminthes; Trematoda; Strigeidida; Schistosomatidae
Source: the annotation of a GenBank genome assembly
AUGUCAUUGAGUGAGAUAGUUGAAAAUGUGAAACAAGCGAGGGAAUUGGCUCUUCUUGGGAACUAUGAAAGUUCACUGACAUAUUACUCUGUUGGUCUUGCACAGCUUAAAAAUUUUACUGUAUCUAUUUCAGAAGCAAACAGAAAACAACAAUGGCAGACUGUGCGACAAGAACUGGCAGAUGAAUAUGAACUGGUAAAAGAUGUAAACCAAACUUUAUCCAGUUUCAAACUAUCUGAUGAUGAUUCAGGCCUAAGCGCUUUCGCUAGCCGCUACAAUUCUCGUGGAGCUGUUGAAGAACCGACCAGAGAUCCAGAUGUUUGGCCACCUCCACCACCCUUAGAUCGGAGGCAUGGUGGUGGCGCUCAGAACUCACCUUUGUCCAAUGUACAGAUUAAUGCUGUUCCUAGUUCAUAUUACAAAUCACCCAUUACUCAUGGCCCAGUUCCUUCUCCUUCUGCAAAUGUGAAGUCACCCGCUAAUGUUGGAGCAUCCGCACGCCGUCAAGCAAAACCAAAUCCUACAAGUGCACGUUCUAAGGGCACAGCUCAGUCUUCCGUGAACAAUCGUCGGGCUAAGCCUGGAUCUCAGUCUACUGGAGACUCUGCCAACAACAAUAGUGAAGAAAAGUUUGAUGCAAGCGGAUAUGAUAAAGAUCUUGUAGAAACACUCGAAAGAGACAUAGUUCAACGCAAUCCAAAUGUUCGAUGGGAUGAUAUAGCUGCAUUAGAUGAUGCAAAGCGUUUACUUCAAGAGGCUGUGGUUCUCCCGAUGGUUAUUCCCGGUUUCUUUAAAGGAAUUCGUAGACCAUGGAAAGGUGUAUUAAUGGUUGGCCCACCAGGUACCGGUAAAACGCUACUAGCUAAAGCGGUGGCUACAGAAUGCGGUACUACAUUCUUUAAUGUUUCCAGUUCUAGUUUAACAAGUAAAUGGAGAGGAGAGUCAGAGAAAUUAGUUAAACUUUUAUUUGAUAUGGCACGUUUCUAUGCUCCAAGUACAAUAUUUAUGGAUGAAAUUGAUUCAAUUUGUUCUCGACGAGGUAGUGAGUCAGAACACGAGAGUUCCAGACGAGUGAAAUCUGAACUUUUAAUUCAAAUGGAUGGAGUGACGGGUGCAACAGGACAAGAUGAAGAUCCAUCAAAGUCAGUUAUGGUUCUUGCGGCUACAAACUUCCCAUGGGACAUUGAUGAAGCCUUACGAAGACGUCUUGAGAAACGAGUAUAUAUACCACUGCCAAAUGUAGUCGCACGUAAAACUCUUCUUCAGAUCAAUUUAAAAGAUGUUCCAUUAGCUGAUGAUGUAGACUUGGAUAAGAUAGCUGAACAGUUAGAUGGUUAUUCUGGCGCAGAUAUAACAAAUGUGUGCAGAGAUGCAUCAAUGAUGUCUAUGCGACGAGCUAUAGAAGGUCUUUCAGUUGAACAAAUUAAAGGUCUUAAUACGGCUACACUAAAUCAACCAACACAGAUGGCUGAUUUUGAAGAAGCUCUCAAUCGUGUAUGCAGAUCUGUUUCAGCCGGUGAUGUUGAACGUUAUGAGAAGUGGAUGGCUGAAUUUGGUGCAACAUGA